AUGAAUAAGAUUUUCCUUAUCAGUAUGUUAUUACUUGCAUCCCUCUCAAAGAAACAUAAGACUAUAGAUGAAGAUAAUGUAUGUUUAAAUGAGAAAUGUGGAGUUUAAAUUAAUGAAUGUUUUGAAGAUUACGAAUGUUUUGAAGCUAUAUCUGAAUGUGCUCCUUAAGAGAACCCCACAGUUUAGGAAAUAAAGGAAGUAAAUUUAUAUUUUUUAAACUAGGCUGAGUAAUGCGUUAAAAAAAAAAGUGAGGCAGCAGAACAAUUAUUGGAAUGUGCAUAAAAGAAAUGUUCAAAGAAAGAGUUGAAUAAAAAGUAGAUGAAAUUGAUAAAGAAAUUUAUGAAUUUUGUGUGAA
Molecule: messenger RNA, 355 nt
Organism: Paramecium pentaurelia
Lineage: Eukaryota; Ciliophora; Oligohymenophorea; Peniculida; Parameciidae
Source: the annotation of a GenBank genome assembly